Messenger RNA from Trifolium pratense (red clover), 701 nucleotides. RefSeq lists its product as uncharacterized. The transcript has 3 exons. Lineage: Eukaryota; Viridiplantae; Streptophyta; Magnoliopsida; Fabales; Fabaceae. The record is from RefSeq and is a predicted model, not a curated record. Bases 59 to 502 code for a protein of 147 amino acids.
UUGAAUUGAGUUGAGGCUUGGAAAGCAAAAGAAGCUGAAAAACAUAAGUUGCAGAAAUAUGAGAGGAAUCGGAGGGCCCCUUUUAUGCAUCGGAGAUCUUCUGAGCGACGUUGGAGAAGAAAAUGAAGAGGGACGAGAAACAACCUCACCCUCCUAUCAUCCCUCUUCUUCUUCGUCUUCUAAAUCUUCUCUUUCAGAUCUCAACAACAAUAACGCUCCUCCUCCACCACUUCCUGACCUCACCAAACUCUUUCAGGAAAACUACGAUCAACUUAACUCUGCGCUCAAUUCCACCGACCAUUCUUGGACUUCUCUAACAUUGAAGUUAUGUACUUCGCUAGAUACUGCAAACAAGCUGGUUCAAUGUACCAAUUCAAAUGUAUCAUCGUUGUUGGAGAAGGUUGAAGAGCUUGAGAAAAUUGUCAAGAGAGGAGAUUCUGCCAUAGCAGCGACGAAGGCAUUUUAUGUUGCUCCCGAUAAUAGCAGCAAUGCCUUGAAGUGAAACAAGGUUAACAAAAUUGUAUAUUAUGUCUUGUUGAUGAUUGAUUAUAGGUAAGACUUUUUUUUCGAAAUAUAAAACGGUGCUUUCUCUUCAUGGAAACGAGAAAUUUAACUCUGAAAAGUAUGUAGACUGGUGUUGUGUAUUUUUGCAACAUGAAACAUCUAUUGGCUGUUAGUGCUAUUGGUCACUUGCCCCUUUA